Molecule: messenger RNA, 1605 nt
Organism: Guillardia theta CCMP2712
Lineage: Eukaryota; Cryptophyceae; Pyrenomonadales; Geminigeraceae
Product: cytochrome P450
Exons: 8
Coding region: 1-1605 (534 amino acids)
Molecular function (GO): monooxygenase activity; oxidoreductase activity, acting on paired donors, with incorporation or reduction of molecular oxygen; heme binding
Source: RefSeq, a predicted model, not a curated record
AUGUUAGACAGCUAUGUGCUCUCACUCUUCUCUCCGGAUCAUCUGUGGUUGCUUGGCGUGUUGCCUGUAUUGUUCUUCGUAGCACAGCUCACUUUCAAAGAAGUAUACCUUUCUUUCAAGUGCAGGCACAUUCCUUGCCCCUCUGGGAGGAUUCCAUUCCUAGGCCACGCAUUGAAACUGCUGCAAGGGAAUGUCUGGGACACCUUCAGAGCCCUGUCAGCAGAGCACGGCAACUUCUUCCGCAUGCAUGUGCUUGGACGAGUCUACAUCGUGAUGGCUGACCCUGCAUUUGCUCGACAUGUGCUUCAAACCAAGGCAAAGAACUACCGGAAAGACCCGGGGACCUACAAAGUCUUUGACUGUCUUCUUGGAACUGGGAUCGUCACUAGCGAAGGGGAGCGCUGGCACAGGCUUAGGCGAGAGCUCGCGCCAACCUUCAAACUUGAAAUCUUGGAGGAGGUUGCCAGUGCCGCAUUAGAGAUAACGAGAAACCUCUUUCAGACAUUGGAUGCAGCAGCAGAGAGUGGGGCUGCAGUGGACAUGGCAGAGAUAUUCAGAAAAUUGACACUGCAAGUGAUUUCUCUCGCUGUUCUGGGAGUUGAGCCUGCAGAGAGCGAUCGAGAGAUUUCAAACCUAUACCUUCCCAUCAUCGAUGAAUGCAACGACAGAAUUUGGUAUCCCUACCGCAUGUAUCUUCCGACAAACGCAUGGUGGAGGCACAGAUCGCUGGUCAAACAACUUAACGAUUAUCUCGUGGCAAAAAUCAAUGAUCGUUGGCAAUCCAUGGCGAAUGCUAAGGAAAAGAACUCUCCAAAAUAUAUACUGGAUCGAAUUUUAUCAGGCAUGACAUGCCAGUUUUUUCAAAAAGACGGCAUACAAGACCUGCGGGAUGGAUUGAAAACAUUUUUGUUUGCUGGACAUGACACCACAGCGUGCAUGCUUACUUGGACCCUGUGGGAAGUGAUGAAAAGUGAACAAACCAGGCAGAAACUUUACAACGAAUCGAAGUCGCUUUUCCCGAAAGAUGAUACGCGUCCUUCUUAUGACGAAUUGCAAAAUUCCUUGCCAUUCACCUUCAACGUUUUGAGAGAAACUUUGCGACUUCAUCCUCCAGUCCCGGUCAUUACUAGAGAGGUGGUCCAACCCGAUGUUGUUGGAGACGUCAGCAUCCCUCAGGGGGCUGUGGCUCUGAUAUGCAUGGAUGGAAUACACAAACGGCAGGAUCUUUGGCCCAACGUUCACGUCCUCGACACGCCUUCGCCUCAGCUGGGCCUCGGAGAAGGUGUUGACCCUUGGGCUUUUCUCCCUUUCAUCAACGGACCUCGCAACUGUCUCGGCCAACACUUCUCGCUUCUUGAGUCAAGGAUCGUAUUGGGACUUCUCUUCUCGAGAUACAAGUUCUCACCAGCGCAAGGUCAAGACGACAAGUCGCAUCCAUACAAGAUUCCCAUCACUCCCGUCAAUGGCAUGUGGGUGUCUGGCGCUUCAACGACCUGCGUUUUUAAUCAACAUUUACAGGUUUUGCCAUGUGACGAAGAUCUAAGCGUGUGGACCCCAUUUGUCUUCUUGUUAUUAAACUGCUUCUGGAGUCUGUGUCACGGUUAG